Cornus florida is the source of this 540-nucleotide messenger RNA. RefSeq names its product 36.4 kDa proline-rich protein-like. The transcript has a single exon. NCBI's taxonomy places the organism in Eukaryota, Viridiplantae, Streptophyta, Magnoliopsida, Cornales, Cornaceae. The record is from RefSeq and is a predicted model, not a curated record. The coding region runs from base 1 to 540 and encodes 179 amino acids.
AUGAGACCUCCUCUGAAACCUUCUCUCAUUCCAUUCCUGAAGCCCUCCCGGAGUAAUCUCAUUCCUAACCAUUUGAAACCACCAUUCAUCCCAUCUAACCACAUCAACCGUGAACCAAAUAGAAGUAAAAUCCUCUAUAACCCAUCAAACCAGAUCACCAUUAAUUCCCAUAAGUCCUCACCCAAUGGAAAACACACAUUUACUACUGCAAGUACUCCUUCUCACACUAUCAAUCCACCCAAAUCACAACUCGCUCCACAACAAAUCGAGGUUUUUGAGCCUCUAAUUCCACCAUCUCUCAAAGGAGAAUCUCCAGCUCACUUUCCCCCACCAACCUUUAAACCACUUAGACCAUCAUUUACAACCAUAAACGUCCCCAAUUCUGGUGCAUCCACCCCAUCUAAACCUACCAUCAAACCGCAACAGCAUCGGAAAGCUACCAACAAACCGCCUUUACAAGCCAGACCACACCUAAGCAGCUACCAAAAAAUUUCAACCCAAGACUGUAUGAUUCCCCAGAGCAUCAAAUUGAAAGACUAA